AUGCCACAUCAUGCGGUUUCCCAGCCUGGACAUCACCCUUUCGUAAAGAGCAUUAUUUUCCGAAAUGUCCAUGAAUUGCAGUGUCUCUUCCCGACCUUGUUACUUAGCACAACUCUUCCCGCACUGAGGCUCGGGACAACUUUCUGUAGCAAUGCUACUGCGAGAGCGCGCUCUUGUUUCUUCCCACACACAAUGGGCAUCUUGCACGCUCUCAUCCUUCUUGCCCUCAUUCUUGUCCUCCUUCUCCCCUUAGCUUCCGCUUCCCGUUUACUUGUUCUCUCCAAUUCUGCCAUUGCCAAUGCCGUUGUGAGCUCAAACGUUGCAGAAUGCCCAUGCUCUGUUCAUGUUCACAGAACGCGAACAUCGGCGCACGGCACCACACAAGGCUCCUUCGAUCUUCUCGCAGUUCGAAAACGUCAUUGGGACCUGCAUGCUACCAGAGUCAACACUGCAAAUCUUCCUGUAGAUACUCGGCAAUCGUUCUUCAACAUAUCUGCAGCUGGUGCCGUCACUUUCGAUGCCUUCUUUGACCAUUUUGAAGAUCUCAAAUUAGAUGAGCCAGGUCAAUUUGUGCUUCUACUUCGCGGGUCAACUUUGACCUUUUCCGAUGCUUCAUCUUAUUCCGUCCGUCUUCGCCCCACUGACCACCAGAGCGAGUCUUGUCCGGUCGCCAUUGCACAUGAUCACCCUGAACCAAGAUCGAGGUCCACCCGCGUGCUUCAACGACAGCUCGUUCCUGAACCCCGUGUCGUCGGCGGAGAUUUCGCAUCUCCGCACUUGCGUCCUUAUAUGGCUGUCAUAUAUAAUCCUACUAGACGGUUCUGCAGUGGCGCACUCUUGUCACCGCGUUGGGUGAUUACUGCUGCUCACUGUCUGGUCAGGAAGGACUUUACGGUUGGCUUGCUCACCACCCAAGCAUUUAAGGAUGGUGUCAACUUCUCAAUUUCACGCGUGAUUCACCAUUCAGAGUUUGGCGACACGGGACUUCCACGACAAAAUGAUAUCACUUUGAUCGAACUGUCUCAACCGGCUCCGACGGGCGCCAAGUUCAUAGUGGUUAACGCGGACGAAGCGAGGCCGAGGACGGGUGAGUUUGCUCGGGUAGCUGGUUAUGGAAGUAUAUCUUAUCGCAACCUACUCCGUGACCCCUCACCGCGCAGUCUUAGGCAAGUUGACGUCCCCAUCACACCGUUCGAACAAUGCUUUGAGGCAUACAAGUUAUGGGAACCCAUUUCGAAGACCAAGCAAGUCUGUGCCGGGUAUUUCGACGAUGGCGGUUGCGACGCAUGGUAG
Chondrus crispus (carragheen) is the source of this 1293-nucleotide messenger RNA. RefSeq lists its product as hypothetical. Lineage: Eukaryota; Rhodophyta; Florideophyceae; Gigartinales; Gigartinaceae. Gene Ontology annotation, molecular function: serine-type endopeptidase activity. The coding region runs from base 1 to 1293 and encodes 430 amino acids. The transcript has a single exon. The record is from RefSeq and is a predicted model, not a curated record. Gene Ontology annotation, biological process: proteolysis.